AUGGCGAGGCCUGGACACGCCAGGAGCCGUCCAUCGUUGGAGAAAGAUGAGGAUGAGGAAGACCCGGUGGACGCCAUGAUCUCGCGGACGGGCUGCAUGGCACAGCACCGGGAGCUGCAGGAGUGCAUGGCAGAGCGGCAGGACUGGCGGCACUGCCAGGCCCAGGUUCGGGCUUUUGGAGAAUGUAUG
Eurypyga helias (sunbittern) is the source of this 189-nucleotide messenger RNA. RefSeq names its product cytochrome c oxidase assembly factor 4 homolog, mitochondrial. The transcript has a single exon. The annotation marks the transcript as partial. Gene Ontology annotation, biological process: mitochondrial respiratory chain complex IV assembly. NCBI's taxonomy places the organism in Eukaryota, Metazoa, Chordata, Aves, Eurypygiformes, Eurypygidae. The record is from RefSeq and is a predicted model, not a curated record. Gene Ontology annotation, cellular component: mitochondrial intermembrane space.